UCCAGCUUUUUUUUCCAAUUUGGCAUCACCUACAUUAUUCUUUCCUUCUGAUAUUUGUCCAUAGUGAAUUUUUACCAUAAUGUUAAGAUCUGCAAACCAAGGCUUAGUGAGAAAUAGUAUCAAACUAAGAAAUACUUCCUGGAAUGCAUUUGAAUCUGCCAAGAACUUCUAUUCAACUAAAGCUGACUCAGAAGAGGAAGAUAGAAAGAUACCAACACUUUCAGCACGUUUAGGAGCUGGCAGAGGCAAGCUAUUGGAUAGCAACAGCGAUGACCCAUUUGCAUCUUUUUUAGCAGCAGCACAAAAACAUAAACGAAAUAAUAAUCAACGUAAUGGAAACUUUACUCCACGUAAUAAUAAUCAGCGUAACGGAAGCUUCAUUCCACGUAACAAUAACAAUAACACAAGACGAUUUAACAAUAAGAACGAGCCCAAGGAAGGCCAGUUUGAUGAUGCAGUUGAUGUAAAGGCAGAAGGAGAGCAGAGACAAUCCAGACGCCCUCAGCAACGUCAGCAGCAAAAUAAUAGACGACCAAUGAAUAGUGCUAACGACAAUAGAUACAAAAACAACAACAACAAUAAUAAUAAUAAUAAUAAUAAGUUGAGAGCCAAGGGUGGCAACAACAAUAGACAGACACCCUUUUCAAAGAGGCAACCUCAAGAAAUACGACAAAUAAAAGAAACAGAAUUUGACGAUGCAGAUGAUAUUGAUUGGUCAUUACUUGAUACCACUCCUCUAGCUAACAUCACAGCUGCCACAACCAUGGUAGAUAAACCAGAAGCAGAAACGCCAACCGAAAAGGUUCCGGUAAAGGACAUCGAUUACGUAAAAUACUAUGAGAUCGGCUCAGGCCUGAAAUGGUCCAAACAGGUGAAAGCCGAAAAUAUUAACCAACUUAUCAGUAGUAAUGCAACGUUAGAUUAUGAUCAAAAGACUGCUUUCUUAUCGACUGUUGCCAAAAUGACCAAUGGAGAGAUUAUAAAAGCAGCAGCCAAAUAAAAAUUGAGAUCCUUUUAACCCCUGAA
Molecule: messenger RNA, 1026 nt
Organism: Mycotypha africana
Lineage: Eukaryota; Fungi; Mucoromycota; Mucoromycetes; Mucorales; Mycotyphaceae
Exons: 1
Coding region: 80-1000 (306 amino acids)
Source: RefSeq, a predicted model, not a curated record